This is a messenger RNA of Ceratina calcarata, 802 nucleotides long. It is a transcript of the gene Vps29, whose product is annotated as vacuolar protein sorting 29. The transcript has 4 exons. The record is from RefSeq and is a predicted model, not a curated record. NCBI's taxonomy places the organism in Eukaryota, Metazoa, Arthropoda, Insecta, Hymenoptera, Apidae. The coding region runs from base 91 to 639 and encodes 182 amino acids. Gene Ontology annotation, cellular component: retromer complex. Gene Ontology annotation, biological process: retrograde transport, endosome to Golgi.
GUUUCGUAGUUGACUAUCAACAAAUGCAAUAAAGUAAUAAUCAGCGGUAGAAAAAUAUACGGAAAGUAGAGAAAAUAAUACUAAUUCGUCAUGCUUGUUUUAGUAUUGGGAGAUUUGCACAUACCACACAGAUGUAGUAGCCUUCCAAGUAAAUUUAAAAAGCUGUUGGUACCUGGUCGCAUACAACAUAUUUUAUGUACAGGUAACCUUUGUACAAAAGAAUCUUACGAUUAUUUGAAGACAUUAGCUAGUGACGUACAUGUUGUUAGAGGAGACUUUGAUGAGAAUUUAAAUUAUCCAGAACAAAAAGUUGUUACUGUUGGUCAGUUUAGAAUAGGUUUGUCACAUGGACACCAAGUAGUACCUUGGGGAGAUCCAGAAUCAUUAGCUUUGAUUCAAAGGCAAUUAGACGUUGAUAUUUUGAUAUCAGGUCAUACACAUAAAUUUGAGGCGUAUGAACAUGAAAACAAAUUUUACAUUAACCCUGGCUCAGCAACAGGUGCAUACAAUCCCCUUGAUACAUCAGUUAUACCAUCUUUUGUUCUUAUGGAUAUUCAAAGUUCAACAGUUGUAACUUAUGUGUAUCAACUUGUUGGCGACGAAGUAAAAGUCGAAAGAAUUGAAUACAAAAAGAAUUGAAACGUAAAUACAGAUUAAAACAAAAUGCAUCUUUAUUAAUUAAAUAUGUUAUUCCUGUUUUGUAAAGACAAGAAUCGAUAUCAAUGCAUACACGAUCUUUAUCAAAUCUUAGAUGCAUAAAGUUAAUGUCUAAGCAUUUAUAUAAGAAUUUUAAUUGUAUAAU